GCCUGACUCUGAGCACACACAGCCCUCCCGAGCCUCCAAACAACAAAGGCAGACGCUGCCUGCUUCCGAGAAGAUAAAUGUGCAGCAGAGGACCCUUGUAAAGAGGCUGGAGGGAAAUGGCCAGACACCAGGUGAUGCUGGCCGUGUUCUGUGGGGAGAUCUGGAGCUCCCUGUCUGCAGCAGCACCUCAGCACGCUGCCAGGACUGAAAGCCACAUGUGCCCCAGUGCCACGAGCCCCAGGGCAGACAGCCUCCUCCUGCACCACCUGCAAGCGACUGUGCCCAGCCUACAGCAGGCUGCCACAGAGCCCCAGGCCUUCCCAGGGGAGGAGGAGGCUGGGGAUGGCAGCUGGGUGGCAGCGCUGAUCCUCGGCAGCAUUCUGAUUGGGAUGGCGCUGGCCAUUACGGUGAUUCUCCUGUGGAAAUGCUGCCUGAGGCCUCCUCAGGCCCAGUCCCACUGGGCAGGCCGCUCCCCCUUCGCCGAUGGGGACACCUCAGACCUCUGCAUGGAGCCUGACCCCGGCACCAAGCGCUCUUCUGUCCUAUUUAUGCUGCCUUGGAGACUGAAACAAGGCACAAACUUGCAGGAGGACCCGACUGUCCAAGAGAACCCACCCCAGCACACUUGCAGUGCUGAGAACGGGCAGCCGCCUCCGCCGGCCGCGGGCUGCUCCGGAGCCAGCUCUGGCCCUGCCCCAGAGCAGGAGCCAGCCAACACUGCAGCUGAGUGCUGCCCUCCCCCAGACCCUCCACCCGAGUGCUCCGACCUGCCACCACCCCCCGACUGGCUCAGGGAACCCGCUGAGGAGCCCAGCUCAGACCCCAGCAAGCACUCGGCACUUCACUUGGAAGCAGAGGAACCACAGCCCUCACCACCUGAGCCACUGAUCCAGGAGAUCCAUGAAACACUGCCCCAGCCUGAACACCCUUUGUAGACUGCCAAAUUCAUUUCCAGAAUACUCUAUAUCUUUCUUAAACUGAGUAAUUUUCAAUAAAGUAAAAAAGGAGAAGUUGACACAGGCAAGAACGGUGAGGCCCCAGCAUUUCCUUCACAUUUCCGUGGUGUUUCCCAACUUCGGCUUUCACAAGAGAGAACAACCUGCUUCUGCCUGAAGCAAAUUUCUGACUACAAAACAAAUUGUGCCCAGUCAUCACCUGCAACCAGAGAUUCCAGAAGGCAGAGUACACAGCUGUGUGUGCCAGCACAGCCAGACACAGGUAACACACACGUGGAGAUGU
Messenger RNA from Melospiza georgiana, 1239 nucleotides. RefSeq names its product ecotropic viral integration site 2B (gene EVI2B). Gene Ontology annotation, biological process: regulation of stem cell division; positive regulation of neutrophil differentiation. The coding region runs from base 117 to 935 and encodes 272 amino acids. The record is from RefSeq and is a predicted model, not a curated record. Lineage: Eukaryota; Metazoa; Chordata; Aves; Passeriformes; Passerellidae. The transcript is spliced from 2 exons.